Messenger RNA from Eubalaena glacialis (North Atlantic right whale), 2465 nucleotides. RefSeq names its product coiled-coil domain containing 137 (gene CCDC137). The transcript is spliced from 7 exons. The record is from RefSeq and is a predicted model, not a curated record. NCBI's taxonomy places the organism in Eukaryota, Metazoa, Chordata, Mammalia, Artiodactyla, Balaenidae. Bases 29 to 910 code for a protein of 293 amino acids.
GCUUCUCCUUUGAGUGCAGGGCGUGCAGAUGGCGGGGGCUCGGCGCCGAGCUGUGGCGCCGGCGGCGCCGGCGGGGAGGGCGGGGCUAGGGAGCCCAGGGCGACCGCAGGGCCGGAGGCAGCAGGAGCCGGGGAAGCAGCGCUCGGCGCCACGGCCGGGGCCGCGCAGCAAAGAAAAGAAGAAAGUGAAUUGCAAGCCUAAGAACCAGGAUGAACAGGAAAUCCCUUUUCGGCUCCGAGAGAUCAUGAGGAGCCGCCAGGAGAUGAAAAACCCCAUCAGUAACAAGAAGAGGAAGAAAGAGGCCCAGGUGGCCUUCAGUAAGACAUUGGAGAAGGAAGCAAAGGGAGUGGAGCCGGACAUUGCUGUACCCAAGUUCAAGCAGAAGAAGUGGGAGUGCGACAGGGCCUAUGUCCAGCGCAUGGAGCAGGAGGCGCAGCGUGUGCUGUUCCUCAGCAAGAACCAGGCCAACCGGCAGCCUGAGGUGCAGGCGGCGCCCAAGAAGGAGAAGUCGGAGAGGAAGAAGGCGUUCCAGAAGCGACGGCUGGAUAAGGUCCAGCAGAGGAGGGAGGAAAAGGCAGCAGAAAGGCUGGAGCAGGAGCUGCUCCGAGACACGGUGAAGUUUGGUGAGGUGGCCCUGCAGCCCCCAGAGCUGACUGCCAAGCCCAGGAUGAGCACAAGUAGGGACCAGCCUGGCAAGAAAUCACUGAUGCUGAAGAUGCUUUUAAGCCCUGGCGGUGUGUCCCAGCCUCUGACCACCUCUCUGGCCAGACAGCGGAUCGUGGCAGAGGAGAGAGAGCGGGCUGUGAACGCCUAUAGGGCGCUAAAGAAACUGCAGCAGCAGCGGCAGGGGACUCAGUCACCACAGCCACCCCACCUCCCUUCUGGGAAGAAGCCAAAGACACAGCUGUGAUGAUGAAGAUCUUUCCUCGAGAGCAUCACUGAUCAGUUUUAGUGGAAUUGUGUUUUGUCCCUCAGCACCAGGACCUUUCCUGGACGUCAUGUCUCACAUCAGAGGAAAAGUGCAUAGUGAUUGAAACCAAGUGAGCCCACAUUAGAGUAACAAAGAAAGGAGAAGGAGGAACUCUCAGCCAUUUUCACUCUUAAAAUCGUGUCUUAUGAAGGUACAGGCAUCGGCAGUCAUCUCAAGGCAUUGAGCCAACAUCAUUCUAUUCAUUGUGUCAUUUCUACAGGGGGUUGACAGGCAACAUGUACAAAGUUUAAAAAUGGGGAAUUCCCUGGCGGUCCAAUGGUUAGGGCUCUGUGCUUUCACUGACAAAGGCCCAGGUUCAAUCCCUGGUUGGGGAACUAAGACCCCACAAGCCACGAGGUAUGGCCAAACAAAAACAAAAACAAAACCAUAAAAAAUAUGCAAAGCAGAAUGAAAAAUAAUACGACAUUUAGUUUGUAUGACGGUUCUAAACCAUGACCCUAGACCUGAAGGUAGCCAGCUGAACAAAUCAAAGGACCAGAGACAGGUGAAAUUUGGGCUUGUGUCCUCAUUUUGUGUAAUUGAGCUUCUACUUCUCCAAAAGUGUUUAUCCAGGUAGUAUUUGUGAUCGUACAAAUGCCUUCUUGUUCAGCAAGUAGGAAAUCGAAGGCUAUGUGGUUGUCUAAAAGUAUUUUAGCCAGUGAGUCGAGUGAUAAUUGUUGGGCUGCAGAAUCAGCCAGCUCUCCUGAUAUUAGGGGGAGAUUUCCGAUCACGUUCUCAUUGGCACUUACUCCGACCCAAGGGGGUUUUGAUGAGAACUGACCAAAUGGCACGGACUCGUAGCACUUGACCAAUAAAGUGGGUUCCCCAAUCACUAUGAAGUUCAAGAAGCCUUCCUCUCCAAUGGGAUCUUAGCCACAGAGGAGGCAGUGGCUUGUCUACGUGGAAAAGCUUCAGUCCACUGAGGAAACAUGCAAAUCAUUACCAGGAAUUAUUUAUACCCAUGAGAUGGUGGGCAGCUCUGUGAAACCCACUUGCCAAACCUCGAAUGGUCCAUCAGGCAAUUUGGAGCACCUGGGAGGGAGCAGUGUGGACAGUUUUUCUGGAUUGUAUUUUGGGAAUGUGACACCAACCCUGGAUCCAACAGCUUCCCACAAAAUGCUGCAUAAUAUUUGAUCUCAUCGGGCUUCCCUGGUGGUGCAGUGGUUAAGAAUCCACCUGCCAAUGCAGGGGACACGGGUUCGAGCCCUGGUCCGGGAAGAUCCCACAUGCCGCGGAGCAACUAAGCCCGUGCACCACAACUACUGAGCCUGCACUCUAGAGCCCACGAGCCACAACUACUGAGCCUGCGUGCUGCAACUACUGAAGCCCGCAAGCCUAGAGCCUGUGCUCUGCAACAAGAGAAGCCACCGCAGUGAGAAGCCCACGCACCACAACGAAGCGUAGCCCCCGCUCGCUGCAACCAGAGAAAGCCCGCGCGCAGCAACGAAGACCCAAUGCGGCCAAAAAUAAAACAAAAAAAUUUUUUAAAAAUUGA